Molecule: messenger RNA, 1163 nt
Organism: Impatiens glandulifera
Lineage: Eukaryota; Viridiplantae; Streptophyta; Magnoliopsida; Ericales; Balsaminaceae
Product: RING-H2 finger protein ATL32-like
Exons: 1
Coding region: 85-1029 (314 amino acids)
Source: RefSeq, a predicted model, not a curated record
CUCGCCGGCUGUCAGUCCUCCAAUCCGAGUUAUUCCGGCCGCCACGUUAUUCUUCUCAUUUUCAUUCACAUCAUACGCCUGAAAAUGAGAACUUCCAUACACCUUAUCCUCCUUCUUCUUCUUCUUCCAUACGCCUCCUUUGCACAAUCCGAUUCCAAUCCUGCAUCCUCUCAAUACCCAUACAAAAAUCUCAACAGCUCCAUGACCAUAAUCAUCGUCAUCUUCGUCGUCAUAUUCUUCUUAAUAGCUCUCAUGUCCAUCUACAUUCGUCAUUGCUUCGAUAACAAUGAAGAAUGGUCAUCAUCAUCAAAUUCCACCCACCAACGUUCAUCCACAACCCGAUUCUGGAAACGUAAUCAAGGUCUAGAUACUUCGCUCGUUGAAUCGUUUCCAACUUUUUCAUUUUCGGAGAUUAAGGAUCGCAAGAUCGGAAACGCCGCCGCCGCUUCACUUGAAUGCGCCGUCUGUCUCAACGAACUUGACGACGGCGAAAUCCUUCGACUUCUACCCAAAUGCGGACACGUGUUCCAUCGCGAUUGUAUCGAUAAUUGGAUCGUUUCUCAUAAUACCUGUCCUGUCUGUCGGACGGAUUUAUCGAAGAAAAAUACCGCCCGGAUAGUCGACAGUACAACUGAUGUUGUUGGGGAAACAGUACUAACAACAACAACAGAUCAUAAUCAAAUUUCAAUUACUAUAAGUAAUGUUGUUGUUCAUAACAAUACAUUUCCGUCGUCGGAGAAUUUGAAACCGGAAAAGGAGAUUGUGAUCGAGAAGCUUCGUAGGUCGCGCUCGACGGGUGAGUUACCCAGUAAGGUGAAUAGCUGCGGCGUCUCUUUCUCGUCGGAGGAUGAUCGGAGCGGCGGGGAAGGGAGCAAUCAGGAGAGGUCAGGCGGCGGCGACGGCGGCGGCGGGUGGCCGUUUUUACGGAGGACAGGUUCGGCGGCAGAGAAUGGACGUUCAACGGUAUGUGACUGUAAUUUGGCCGUUAAGAUAGACGGAGAUGCCAGACCACUGACCGUUCCGGUUUAAUUUAAAAUGUGGUCCAGGUUGAUAUUUGAUACUUAUCUAAAGCUUUGACCUUGUGUGUCAAGUUUACUUUUAAAUUUUCAAAUAAAUAAGUACUAUAUCCUUUUAUUUUAAAAUUUGUGCAAUUAAUUAUUUUU